This is a messenger RNA of Lolium perenne, 1272 nucleotides long. Its product is annotated as peroxidase 1. Gene Ontology annotation, molecular function: heme binding; peroxidase activity. Gene Ontology annotation, biological process: response to oxidative stress; hydrogen peroxide catabolic process. NCBI's taxonomy places the organism in Eukaryota, Viridiplantae, Streptophyta, Magnoliopsida, Poales, Poaceae. The record is from RefSeq and is a predicted model, not a curated record.
GCUACAUACUAAAGGUAGCUAGCGACGGGUAAUUCAGCAAUCGGAGAUGGCGUCGAGAUCAUCAACUCUUGCUGCCAUCAAUGUCGUUGCGCUGCUUGUCCUGUGCGGCCUUCCGGUGAUGACGGAGGCCCACACCCAGUUCGGGGCUUACAACAAGACGUGCCCCCAGGCGGAGGAGAUCGUCUUCAAGGAGAUGACCGCCAUCCUCGCAAAGUCGCCGGACCUCGCCGGACCAGUUCUCCGGCUCUUCUCCGUCGACUGCUUGCUCGGAGGCUGCGAGGGGUCGAUCCUUCUGAACUCGACUGCUAACAACACGGCGGAGAAGGACGCGCCGCUCAACAAGGGCCUCCGCGGCUACGACGUCGUCGACUCUAUCAAGGCCAAGCUCGAGGCCGCCUGCCCCGGCGUCGUCUCCUGCUCAGACGUCCUCGCGCUCGCUGCGCGCGACUCCGUCCGCAUCACCGAAGGGCCGUACAUCCCGAUUCCGACAGGGAGGGAGGACGGCAACAGGUCCUCCGCCGCCGACGUGGCCCCCAACUCUCCUAAGCCGGGCGCCACCGUCACCGACCUCAUCGCCCUCUUCGCCAGGUUCAACCUCACCGCCAAGGACCUCGCGGUCCUCUCCGGCGCGCACACCAUCGGCAGGGCGCACUGCUCCGCCUUCUCGCCCCGCCUCUACAACUUCAACGGCAGCACCAACGCCUCCUCCGAUCCCACGCUCGACGCCAACUACACGGCGACUCUCCGCGGCCAGUGCAAGGCCGGCGACCUCGCCACCCUCGUCGACCUCGACCCCAGCAGCGGCACAACCUUCGACCUCGGAUACUACAGGGACGUCGCGGGCAGCAAGGGCCUCCUCUCCACCGACGCCGCGCUGCUCCUAGACGCCGACACCAGGGCCUACGUGCUGCGACAAGCCAACGCCACCGCCAACCAAGAGUUCUUCGCCGACUUCGCCGUGUCCUUCGUCAACAUGAGCAAGAUCGGCGUGCUCACGCACCACAAGGGAGAGAUUAGGAGGCAGUGCUCCGUCGUCAACCCGCCGUCGGCCCAUUCCGCGGCGCCACUGACGGCCAUGAGCGCGCACGCCGUGCUCCUCGCGACCUCGCUGAUUUCCGUGCUUGCUCUGGCGCUUGUGCUCUAGAAACUCUCUGUCGUGCAUGCCUGCUAGCACCGCAGCAACUUGUGUGAUUCAGCAUUUUGAUUUUGGUGUGUUUUUGCCUUUUUGGCAUGAUCUCUUAAUGCCUUCAAUUUGCGACUACUUUGUUUCCA